Messenger RNA from Dacryopinax primogenitus, 695 nucleotides. Its product is annotated as ribosomal protein L18ae. The record is from RefSeq and is a predicted model, not a curated record. Gene Ontology annotation, molecular function: structural constituent of ribosome. NCBI's taxonomy places the organism in Eukaryota, Fungi, Basidiomycota, Dacrymycetes, Dacrymycetales, Dacrymycetaceae. Gene Ontology annotation, biological process: translation. Bases 43 to 558 code for a protein of 171 amino acids. The transcript is spliced from 4 exons. Gene Ontology annotation, cellular component: cytosolic large ribosomal subunit; ribosome.
GUCAGCGUCGGCAUCGACAACAACCCUUCCCGACAACCAGCAAUGCCUAUCAUCAACGAAUACCAAGUGCUGGGCCGCCAUCUGCCCACCGAUGCGGACCCCACCCCCCGUCUGUUCAGGAUGCGCAUAUUCGCGCCGAACGAUGUUGUCGCGAAGAGCAGGUUCUGGUACUUCCUUCGAAAGCUGAAGAAGGUCAAGAAGGCGAACGGUGAGAUCGUCGCUGUCAAUGCUAUCUCCGAGCGCAAGCCGCUCAAGGUAAAGAACUUCGGUAUUUGGUUGCGGUACGACUCCCGUUCGGGCACACACAACAUGUACAAGGAGUUCCGUGCCCUGUCCCGUGCAGAGGCCGUGGCCAGCAUGUACCAGGACAUGGCAGCACGCCAUCGUGCCCGUUUCCGUUCCGUUCACAUCCUCCGCGUGCAGGAAAUCGAGAAGACCGCAGAUGUGAAGCGUCCCUACAUCCGCCAGCUGCUCGAGCCAGGCCUCCGUUUCCCACUCCCGCACCGUGUUACCAAGUCUCGCUCAAAGUUCGUCGCUGUCAGGCCGAAGACGUUCUGAGCGGUUUUGUGAGUUUGAGCAGGGGCUGGGCUGGGGUGUAUUGCUGAGGAGACUUCGAGCCAAAAUUACCCAUUUACUGUAUGCGCUACCUUGCGAGUGUUAUGCAAUUUAUGCGUAUGCGAUCAUGACUCAAAUGC